Lycium barbarum (goji berry) is the source of this 948-nucleotide messenger RNA. RefSeq lists its product as uncharacterized. Lineage: Eukaryota; Viridiplantae; Streptophyta; Magnoliopsida; Solanales; Solanaceae. The record is from RefSeq and is a predicted model, not a curated record. The coding region runs from base 1 to 948 and encodes 315 amino acids. The transcript has 2 exons.
AUGGUGGUUACAAUGGUCUAUGCUAAAUGUUCAGAAGUGGAGAGAAUGCAGUUGUGGGAUAGUUUAUACUUCUUGGCUAGUAACAUGACAUCUCCUUGGCUAAUUGGUGGAGAUUUCAAUGUUAUAUUGAAUGAAGAAGAAAAAAUAGGAGGUUUAGCAGUAUUGCCACAAAUAUAUGAAGAUUUUGCCUUUUGUUUGAAUUCUUGUGAAUUGCAUGCGAUGGCUUUCAAAGGGAGUCCUUUCACCUGGUGGAAUGGUAGAGCUGCCAAUGACUGCAUUUUGAAGAAAUUGGACAAGAUUGUGCAUAAUGAUACAUUUCAGAAUUGGUUUGGACAGCUAGAAGUGGAACAUUUCUUAAGGACUGGUUCUGAUCAUGCACCAUUACUUGUGGAACAUGAUACUUUUCUUGACUUUGUUAAGCGGCAAUGGGAAGUAGCCUUAUCUGAUGAUGUGUUUCUGUCCUUUAAACUCAAGAUGAAGAAACUGAAAGCUGCUUUAAGUACAUGGAGUAAGGCUACUUUUGGGGACAUUUUUAAACAACUAGUAAUCAGAGACGAUAUAGUUAAGAUUAAAGAGCAGUUUUUUGAGGAGAAUCCAUCUGAAGAAAAUAGAAGGGUCAUGCAAAGGGCACAAGCAGAACAUAAAUUGUAUCUUCACUAUGAGGAAGACUUCUGGAGGCAAAAAGCUGGAAUGGACUGUUUCUCAGAAGGUGAUAAGAAUACAAGAUAUUUCCACAGUCUGGUAAAAGGAAGAAGGAAAAGAAUCCAGAUUAAGAGGAUUAAAGAUGCUACUGGAAAUUGGCUAGAGGAUGCUGAUAGAGUUGCUGCUGAAGCUGUUAAUUUUUUCCAUAAGCAGUUUACUUAUGAGGAGGUUAGUGAAGAUUCUCCAAUUCUUAAUCAUAUUCCUGAACUUAUUAGAGAGGAGGAUAAUAUACUACUUGUUGAAUAA